Messenger RNA from Cylas formicarius (sweet potato weevil), 2763 nucleotides. RefSeq names its product glutarate-semialdehyde dehydrogenase (gene Ssadh). Lineage: Eukaryota; Metazoa; Arthropoda; Insecta; Coleoptera; Brentidae. Bases 282 to 1802 code for a protein of 506 amino acids. The record is from RefSeq and is a predicted model, not a curated record. The transcript has a single exon. Gene Ontology annotation, molecular function: succinate-semialdehyde dehydrogenase (NAD+) activity.
ACUCAGUUCUAGAAAGAAUGUGUUUCAUGCACUAAAAAAACAUUUGACAAGUGUGGCAACACUGCUUUUCCAGCUCAAUUUCGAAUAUUUUGAGAAGUAGAUUAUGACAUAGAACCCCAUGUGGAUUUUGUUACUGAAUUAAAUUAGUUUAUUUAAGUUUGUUGUCCUUAAUUAAAGGUAAUCGACGUAAGAAUGAAACAUGCGCAGAAUCAUCUGUUAAGCCACUUUUAUUAUUUCUAUCCAUACCGUUGUUAACCUCAGUUUUUAACAAAAUAGUAAAUAUGUUUAAUAAGGUAUUAUACAUAAAAUACCACACCACAGCAUUAAAGUUAGGGAUUACAGCCUUCAAAACAAUACCGUUUAAAUCCGAAAAAUCGUUUAUUAACGGGCAGUGGGUAAGUGCUCAAAGUGGGAAGAAUUUAGAUGUAUUUAAUCCAGCUACCGGCACACUUGUUGGAACUGUUCCUGAUAUGAAUACAGCUGAUACACAGAUAGCCAUUGAUUCGGCUUCCAAAGCUUUUGAAACGUGGAAAAAUACUACUGCUAAAGAAAGAUCACAGAUUCUCAGAAGAUGGUACAGCCUCAUGUUAGAAAACCAAAACACUAUAGCUGAGAUAAUGACUGCAGAGUCAGGAAAAUCAUUACAGGAAUCAAAUGGUGAAGUAAUUUAUGGAAAUUCAUUUGUUGAAUGGUUUUCAGAACUAGCUCGCCAAGUAAGGGGAGAAGUAAUUCCCAGUUCAGAUCGUUCCAAGAAAAUACUAAUCCAUCACCAGCCAAUAGGAGUUGUGGGACUUAUAACACCAUGGAACUUUCCACAUGCCAUGAUUACUCGCAAAGCCUCAGCUGCUUUGUCUGUAGGAUGUACAGUUGUUGUUAAACCUGGGGAAGACACCCCAUUAACAGCUGUUGAAAUAAUGAAAUGUGCUGAGAAAGCAGGUUUUCCACCGGGUGUCAUAAAUUUACUGACGAGCAGUCGGGAAAAUACAGCAGAAAUAGGCAGAUUGUUAUGUAAAAGCCCUCUUGUAGCGGGAAUUUCAUUUACUGGUUCCACUACUGUUGGUAAAAUUCUUUAUAGUCAAUGUGCUCCUGGUAUUAAACGGAUUGGUUUGGAACUCGGAGGAAAUGCUUCUUUUAUAGUAUACAAGUCAGCUAACUUAGAUAAAGCAGUUGAAGGUGCUCUAACUUCUAAAUUUAGAAAUUGUGGUCAAACAUGUGUAGCUUCAAAUCGUUUUCUAAUACAAGCUGAUAUUUUUGAUGCAUUUGUUGAUAAGUUAGUUGCAAAGGUCAAAAAUUUAAAAAUAGGUAAUGGUUUUGAUGAAGGAACUCAGAUAGGCCCUUUAAUAAAUGAAGCGCAACUUCAUAAAGUUUCAAAUUUUGUUGAAGAUGCAGUGUCCAAAGGGGCAAAAGUACUAGUAGGUGGCAAGCCUGCUUCUCAUAUAGGUAAAUUAUUUUAUGAACCAACUGUUCUAAGCAAUAUUACUAGCAACAUGCUUGUCUAUUCGGAAGAAGUUUUUGGCCCAGUUAUAAGUCUUAUUCACUUUAAUACUGAAGAAGAAAGCUUACAUAUUGCCAAUAGUAAUGAUGUAGGUUUAGCAAGUUAUUUUUAUUCUGAAGAUAUCUCUCAGGUGUUUCGAGUGAGUCACAACCUUGAAGUUGGUAUGGUAGGAGUUAAUGUGGGAUUAAUAUCAGCAGCAGAGGCACCAUUUGGUGGUAUAAAACAAUCAGGUUUGGGCAGAGAAGGUUCUCAUCUUGGCAUAGAAGAUUACACUUAUAUAAAAUACACAUGUCUUGGAAAUCUUUAAUAAAAUGUUCUUUAUUAAUAUUAAAGACACUUAAAGAAACAUUUAGAAAAUGGGGCUGUCACAUUUCCUCUUUUUUAUACUCGUAGUUUUGCCAUCUCAUUUUUAAGUGGGUAAAUAGUUUAUUACAACAUAUUUUUCUUUAUUGGACUUUACAAACUAGGAAUAAUUACAUACAUUAUUGCACAUAGUACUAGCCCAAAUUAAGGAUUCUGCACUCUUUUUAUUGCUAGUUUCUGUCCUACUUCUUGUAUUCCCUUAGGUAUCAAAUAUUGAAAUUCUUUAUUUGUUGUUUCCACAAUGGCAUUGUUAUUAUUAUUAGUUUGGCUUAAUUUUAAUAUUAGAUAAUAAAAACCUAUUGUAGUAACUAAAGUCUUCCAGAGGUCUUCCAUAAAUAAAUAUUAGCAAUAAAAAAAUGUAAAAAUUUCAGAACAAGGUAGAAUCAAAAACUCAGGUAUCGGAAGUGGGAAUUCAAAUCUGCUGAUUUGAAUGAUAUUGUAGAAAUUGAUUGAAGAUGAUUAUAAAUAAUUAUUGUCGUUUGUUUAAAUUAUUAAUAAAAAUAUCUAUAAUAAUAUUAGUUUUUAUUGUUUUAAAAACCUACCUAUCAAAGAUUCUAUGUACCAAGCGAAUUUCCUUUUAUCUGAGCAUGAUUCUCGAGCAUAAUGCCUGAUGAUGAACGUAGAACCACUAACCAAAAACGCAUUUUGGUGUGUGGUUGGAAACGGGCUAAAACAUGGCUAAGGCGAUUUGUUUAGUCACUUCCCGGGAUCGUUAGUUCAUUUCCUGUAAUUUUUUGUACUUAUUUUCAAUCAUGGGCAUUUUGGCCAAAGAAAAAUGCAAAAUAAAUUCUAUAGAAAUAUACAGGAUAUCUCAUUUAAAAAAUUCUUUUUGAUGCAUCAAAUUCUCUUAAUUCACAAAAUUAUAACAUAUUGAAACUUGUUGCUUUCAAACAACGAAUAUAAGA